ACAUCAUACAUGGCGGCGUCGACGACAGCAUCCCAGGAAGAGCUCAAGGCGCACAGGGUCCCCUUGGCUUGGAGAGACCAAUGUUCUUCCUUGCUUAUCCCUCUGAACCUCUGCCGAAAGCAGAAACUCUACAAGCCCUGGGAAUGCGAACAUGAGCGACAUACAUACGACAAGUGCCAGUAUGAUGACUAUGUACGGCGGAUGAAGGAGUUGUCGAAGCUGAAGCUUGCGGCUGCAGAGGAAGAAUAGAUGCCACCAUAGCUGGAAUAGAUCUUUUUUUUAUAUUCGCAUCAAGAACAAAGUGGUUUACAAAAGCCUAUUAACUGUGAAGGGGCCCCUUCAAGAUGUAUCCCUGUGCCGCGCUUAAUAGCUCAGUCCAUGAGUGCAAAACUCAGCUAGUCCCCAUUCC
Molecule: messenger RNA, 409 nt
Organism: Laccaria bicolor S238N-H82
Lineage: Eukaryota; Fungi; Basidiomycota; Agaricomycetes; Agaricales; Hydnangiaceae
Exons: 4
Coding region: 10-249 (79 amino acids)
Cellular component (GO): mitochondrion
Source: RefSeq, a predicted model, not a curated record